Molecule: messenger RNA, 1641 nt
Organism: Trichoderma virens Gv29-8
Lineage: Eukaryota; Fungi; Ascomycota; Sordariomycetes; Hypocreales; Hypocreaceae
Exons: 3
Coding region: 1-1641 (546 amino acids)
Biological process (GO): transmembrane transport
Cellular component (GO): membrane
Molecular function (GO): transmembrane transporter activity
Source: RefSeq, a predicted model, not a curated record
AUGGAUUCCCCCGACGAUAAACAGCCGACGGAAGUGCAGCACUCGGAACACAGUCAACUCCCUGGCCCUUCUCGGCGAGGCGGUCAGUCCAGCAGCAAAGGAGCUGAUCGCGCGCUGGCCAUCAUUGGCCAUCAAAAGAUUGAAAUUUCCGAGGAGGAGAAUCGUCGGAUCCUGCGAAAGACCGAUCGAGUCAUCUUGGUCAUCCUGGUUUGGGUUUAUUUCCUCCAGAUACUCGACAAAUCCGUGCUGGGAUAUGGUGCGACAUACGGACUCAAAGAAGACACAAACCUAAGUGGUGGUCAAUACUCUCUCAUUGGGUCCAUCGCUCCAAUCGCCCAGUUGAUAUGGCAGCCAUUUUCGUCUUAUCUCAUCGUCAAGGUGCCUCACCGUAUCUUAAUGCCCGUCCUCUGUCUCGGAUGGGGGAUCGCCCAAACCUCGAUGGCGGCGUGCAACGACUUCUCGGGACUGAUGGCCACUCGUUUCUUUCUCGGCUUGUUUGAGGGCGGCUGUUUGCCCUUAUUCAGUGUCAUCACCAGCCAAUGGUAUCGACGAGCUGAGCAGCCUAUCCGUGUUGCCGCGUGGUAUGGAACCAACGGCGCCGCCACGAUUUUUGCUGCCGCUAUUUCUUACGGACUAGGGCGAAUCGAAUCCAAAGUCUUGAGAGAAUGGCAGAUCAUCUUUCUCUUCGUCGGCCUUCUCACCGUUAUCUCUGUACCAUUCAUUUACUGGAAACUGGACAACGACAUCCUUUCUGCGAGAUUCCUGACUGAAGAAGAGAAACCCAAGGCAAUCGAGCGGCUUCGCGCCAACCAGACGGGUACUGGUAAUCGAGAGUUCAAAUGGAAACACGUCUUCGAGGCCGCUCUAGAGCCUAAAACGUAUCUCUGGUUCGGAAUGACCUUGUUGCUCAACGUAGGGGCAAGUGUUACCAACACUUUUGGUCCUCUCAUCAUAAAUGGACUCGGCUUUGACAAAUACAAGACCAGCUUACUCAACAUGCCGUUUGGUGCUCUCCAAACAAUCCUAAUUCUUCUUGCCAGUUUUUUAGCCCAGAGAGCCAAGAUAAAAGGGGCCAUAUUGGCUGUCUUCAUGCUGCCAGUUCUAGCCGGAUUGAUUAUUCUCUACUGUGUUCCACGAGAAAAAUCAGAGCAGGGGGCUCUACUGGCUGGGUACUAUCUUCUGGCCUUCAUCUUUGCAGGUAACCCUCUCAUAGUCUCCUGGAUUGUCGGCAAUACUGCUGGAACAACAAAAAAGUCAAUCAUCAUGAGUGUGUACAACGCGGCUAGCUCGGUGGGCAACAUUAUCGGCCCCAUCUUAUUCAACGAUAGAGACGCACCUGCAUAUAAACCUGGCUUACGUUCAUGCCUUGGCGUAUUCUCAGCCUUGAUUGGAGUGAUUUUAAUCCAGUGGGCCAACCUCAUUGUUCUCAAUAAGAUACAAGCUAAGGCACGCGUACGCAACGGAAAGGAGGCAGUUGUCAUUGACCGGUCCAUGCAAAACCACUACCACACAACCAGGCAUCACGAGAAUGGGUUGCUUCAAGAUGACGAGGAAGCCGGUGAGAGUGAGGAUCACCUUGGCCAAAACGCUUUCUUAGACCUCACAGACCGCGAGAAUGACGAAUUCGUGUAUAUCUAUUAA